This is a messenger RNA of Cinclus cinclus, 1379 nucleotides long. It is a transcript of the gene NOCT, whose product is annotated as nocturnin. The transcript is spliced from 3 exons. Gene Ontology annotation, biological process: circadian rhythm. The coding region runs from base 90 to 1379 and encodes 429 amino acids. The record is from RefSeq and is a predicted model, not a curated record. Gene Ontology annotation, molecular function: poly(A)-specific ribonuclease activity. Lineage: Eukaryota; Metazoa; Chordata; Aves; Passeriformes; Cinclidae.
UAUAAGCGCGGCCGCGGGACGGGCACGGGAGCAGGUGCGCCGCUGAUCCCGUCCUAUGCCUGCCGGUCCCGCUCCGUCCCGCCGGGAGCAUGUACCAGAGCUCCGCGCGCUGCCUCUGCUCGGCCCUUCCCGCCCUCUGCUGCGCUCCCGCCGCCGCCUCGGCCUGCCGCCUGCCGCUGCCGCGGCCCCGCUCCCACCCGGCGCUCCCCGGCCCCGCCGCCCCGCGGGCAGCAGCGGGCGGCCCGCCCGCCCCGGGGACGCCGCCCCGCACAGUGUGUUCCAUGGGAAACAGCACCAGCAGGCUCUACAGUGUGCUCGCCAAGACGCUGAGCAGUGGUGCCGCAUCCCAACACCAGGACUGCCUGGAGCAGCUGGACUCAGCACAGCUGGAUCCUAUAGACCCCAAGGAUUUGCUGGAGGAAUGUCAGAUCGUUCUGCAGAAGAGGCCACCCCGGUUUCAAAGGAACUUUGUGAACCUGAAGAAGAAUACUGCCAGUAACCAUCGCCCCAUCCGGGUCAUGCAGUGGAACAUCCUCGCCCAAGCUCUCGGGGAAGGCAAAGACAACUUUGUUCAGUGCCCAAUGGAAGCUCUGAAAUGGGAGGAGAGGAAGUGCCUCAUCCUGGAGGAAAUCCUCGUGUACAAGCCCGACAUCUUGUGCCUUCAGGAAGUCGACCACUACUUUGACACCUUUGAGCCGCUCCUCAGCCGCCUGGGCUACCAGUGCACCUUUUUCCCAAAGCUGCAUUCACCGUGCCUGGAUGUGGAGCAUAACAACGGGCCGGACGGCUGCGCCACGUUCUUCCUCAAGGAACGCUUCGAGCUCAUCAGCAGUGCCAAUAUCCGGCUGACGGCCAUGGAGCUGAAGACCAACCAGGUGGCCAUCGCCCAGACGCUCAAGUGCCACGAAACCGGGAGGCUCUUCUGCAUCGCCGUCACCCACCUGAAAGCCUGCACGGGCUGGGAGAGGUUCCGCUCCGCCCAGGGCUGUGACCUCCUCCAGAACCUGAAGAACAUCACCCAAGGAGCAAAGAUCCCCCUGAUUGUCUGCGGAGACUUCAACGCCGAGCCCACCGAGGAGGUGUACAGGGAGUUUUCCAACUCCAGCCUCAAUUUAAACAGUGCAUACAAGCUGCUGAGCCCUGACGGACAGUCGGAGCCCCCCUACACCACCUGGAAGAUCCGGCCCUCUGGAGAGUGCCGGCACACGCUGGAUUAUAUCUGGUAUUCCCAGCAUGCCUUGAACGUGACCUCAGCCCUGGGCUUGCUGACUGAAGAGCAAAUUGGGCCCAACAGGCUGCCCUCGUUCAAUUACCCUUCCGAUCACCUGUCCCUUGUGUGUGACUUUAGUUUUAAUCAGGACCCUGACAGACUGCUGUAA